Xylaria bambusicola is the source of this 2270-nucleotide messenger RNA. RefSeq lists its product as uncharacterized. The transcript has a single exon. The record is from RefSeq and is a predicted model, not a curated record. NCBI's taxonomy places the organism in Eukaryota, Fungi, Ascomycota, Sordariomycetes, Xylariales, Xylariaceae. Bases 284 to 1864 code for a protein of 526 amino acids.
UCUACCUACUCUUCUCCCACCCCCGACUAAUCCACCUCUUAACCCACGUCGCAUCCGAAACUCUGCCACGUUCGAAGCUGUGGAGCAGCUUCAUUCUACUGCGACUUUCCUUCAAGUUCUGUUUGACAGCGUUACACCCGACUGCCGACUUUGCCAGACCUUUCUAGCAUUACACCACUCCUUUCGGGUCUUCGUCCUAGACACCUAGCUCUCGAUCAUCUUGUGCUUGGUGGGCUUGAAUACCGAGAUCACUGACUGUCUCCUGCGGUAACACGACGACAAGAUGGCUGCCAGUCACGACAAGCCACCCACUCUACGUUGCGACUCGCCUUCGCCCGAGUCGACUCCCAUGCGCACUCGAGACUCGCGAGCGCCCAUAUCACGCUGCUUAUCCACAGGCUCUUCCAUAUCGCGGGCGUCGAGCACAGAUGGUUCCUACAGAGACUCUAUAGGCAGCGAGCCGUACUCCCGCAAAUCAUCCUCGAGCUAUCAGUCGCGGCGGUCUGAUAUUAGCUUCGCCUCCUCCCGUCAAUCCAGUCUAAACUUGGAAAGGCCACCUAAGCGUCGCGGCUACUCAAGACCACAAGGCACCGAUUUUGCCGCAAGUGCAAGGCACAGAGAUAGCGUGCUGAGCUUGGGAAGUAUAUCACAUCUGCAGUAUUACUUUGCCCGGACAGGUCUCUUGGAUGGGAAAGGUGGGCAGCUGGCUAGGAAACGGCACCCUAAAGCCACCUUGGACCUGUCAUCAUUGGAUAGCUCUCUAUUGAGCCCCAAACUUGGGCCACUGGAUGGCGAUUCAUCAUAUGCUUCUAUGGCUAGUAGUCCAGAUCUGCCAGCGCAGAACUUCGGCGAGGAGCCUAUGGUCGAGUCGCCUACUUUUGACCAUGAUCGUUUCGACUCAGAUGAGUACGAGGAGGUGGAAGUUGACAUGUUGCCACCAACAACGAGUACCUACAUGCACAGAGAAAAGCCGAUUGUCAAACCGCCCACGAUUGAGGAGCUGAAGUCCAGUCUCACCAAAACAUUGGAUGACGCAGCUAAAGUUUUGAAGGAAAUUGUGUCCUCCCCUACAACGGCUUCGUCGCCGCAAUCUACCACCGCGUCCCCAAAGCCUGGGCCGAGCUGGUAUGAGAUCCAGGGUAUGCAAGUACUUGAUGUGAUGACGCUAGCAAUUCAAGCCGCCAAAUUGUAUUAUACGGCACAUGAGCACCCAGACCGUUUGGACACCAUCAAGUCGGAAAAGGAGAUUCGAACCGAAUUGCUCUCUGUCAUGGAAGUACUGAAGCAUACGGCGACUAGGAAUUUCGCUGGCGGGUACCGUGAGGAUGAGCUGAAGGUGAUGACAUCGUGGAUCGCUAAUAUUCGCGCAAUGUUGCAGAAGGAUGAGGAAUUGGAGACGGCUGAAAAGACUGAGAGGACAAAUUGGACGUGGCUGCAGGGUGACUGGACAGGUCGCGAGAUCGAGCGUGAAAUUGCAUUUCUAUCGUCCAUCGAUGGCGAAGCUGAUCCGCUACCACCGUGGACACCCAUUGAUUCGGCAACAGAACUACCGACCCCAUUCUUAGCAAGUCUACAGAAUGGGCUCCGUCUUGUCAAGCUACACAAUGCCGCUGUUAAGAAGUCGCGGCGACGCUUUGGUGCCAUUGGGACAUUCCAUACAGAUACGCAGAAGCCAUAUCGAUGUGCUGAAAACCUGCGAUAUUGGAUCAAAGCAGCCGAGCUGCGAUGGGAGGUGGUGCUCAAAGUGGACGUGAAAGGUGUCGUAUAUAGUCAGCCUGAGGCCUGGAAAGACUUCGAGGCGGCUAUCUGGCAGUGGUGCCGUAAAGUCAGAGAGGAGAUCUCAGCUGACUGGCAGAAAAGCUAAGGCGGGCUAUAUAAGGCCAAUACCUGCCUUCAAGGCUUUAUGAUCAUGAUAAUGAUAAGGUGCUGGAAGCAUAGAAAGAUGGAUCAUGUCUUACUGGGUAUGAGCGAACUGAAGUAUGUUCACUACAUGAUUCAGAGCGAGGCUGACCGGCUACAUGUUAUUCUUUCCCUUGUAUAUCUCAUAUUGUCAUAGGCGUCAUAGUAGAAUAUACCCAGAGCAUGUGGCAUGUGACUCAAGGAAAAGGAACGGUGGUACUCCAUAUAACGUCCUGCCCAUUAUUGCCCCCAUUGAGCUAUUAAGCACAUUAAAGAACUUAACCCACCCCAGAUGCGAUGAAUGUCUGCAGAUAUGGUUAGUUGUAAAGCUUGUUCAUAAGAAUUCAGAAUGUAGUAUUGUCAGAUAAUUG